Ruditapes philippinarum (Manila clam) is the source of this 2668-nucleotide messenger RNA. RefSeq names its product protein draper-like. Bases 1 to 1146 code for a protein of 381 amino acids. The record is from RefSeq and is a predicted model, not a curated record. Lineage: Eukaryota; Metazoa; Mollusca; Bivalvia; Venerida; Veneridae. The transcript has 10 exons.
AUGGUUAGAAAAGAAAGAAGUCUUGGUGAAACAUGUGAUGAGGUAUCUCAAUGUUCAGCACAAAAUGUUCAGUGCUUAGGGACUUUUACAAAGACCUGUACCUGCCAGAUUGGUUAUUACACAAUACCUGCUUACAAUCUUUGUCUGAAAAGAUAUCUUGGUUAUACUUGUAGUGCAGAUUCUCACUGUUCACUAGUAACCAAUGGACAAUGUAGCAGUAAUGUCUGUUCAUGUCAAUUUAGUUACUACCAGGAUGGUUACGGUCAAUCAGGCUCAUGUACAAAAAGAUACCUCGGUGAAAGUUGUAGUUUAUCCACUCACUGCUCAGUAGUAGCUAAUAGCCAAUGUAGCAGUGGUGUCUGUUCAUGUCAGUCUGGUUACUACAAAACAGCUGAUGGUCAAACAGGCAGAUGUGAAAAGAGACAUUUAGACGAGAGUUGCACUGCUGAUUCUCAAUGUACAGAAGGUAACAUUGAAUGUAUGAACUAUAGAUGUUUAUGUAAGAGUGGAUACUAUCAGACAGGGAUCGGGUCAUCAGAAAGACAUUUAGAUCAAAGUUGUAAUGAUAAUUCUCAAUGUAAAGAAUCUAAUAGUGAUUGCAGUAAUAACAAAUGCUCAUGUAAGAAUGGUUACUAUCAGACAGGGACUGGAUCAACCGGUACUUGUACACGACAAUCAUUAGGAGAUGUGUGUACAGAUUCCAGUCAGUGUUCAACUAGCAACGCAGAAUGUAGUAGUGGUGGUACUAGAAUCUGUCAGUGUAAAAAUGGAUAUUAUGAUACAAAUGGUGCAGUAUCUGGUGGAUCUUGUACAUCAAAAACGCUUUCCUCUGAUUCCUGUACUGACAGCACACAAGCUGUCAUCGUUGGAGUUGUACUCGGUCUGGUUAUUGUCGUUCUUCUAGUAUAUGCUGGUUAUAUGACUUAUCUAGUCAGAAGGUACAGGACUAAAGAUGAACAAGAAAUAAAACUUGACAAUGGAAGAGAUCGUAAGAGUCAAACAUAUGUAAAUGAAACAUUUAUGACCGGUUCAGCAUCAAAUACAUCGGGAAACUUUAACGUUGAUUCAGGAGUUGAGAACGUAUAUUCCAGACUCGAUGACAAUGCAAGAGAAGACAAAACAACAUAUGAAAGUCUUAAACCAUGAUCAUAACACUAUUUGUUCUUAGCGCAAGAAAAAAUUCUCAGCUUUUCUUCAUAUACUAUAAACAACUGUAUAUUAUACCAAUUUGGAUUGGGUAGCUGGUGAAUAUGACGUGAUAUGUACUGAAAAAAAUAUUUACCUAGUAGGCGAUAGCUUGUUUACUUUUUCUAUAAAUUUCUCUUUUAAAUGAGCGCAUUAGCACGCGUAUUCGUAUAGUUCUUAAAAAUGUAAAGACGGUAACUAGAAUAGACUAAUUUGACUCAAAGAUUAUUUAAGAGUCAUUUAACUUAAAAGUGUUGUUGUGGUUUUUUUCCCCAGAAUAAUAACAACAUUCUUGGCGCGACGUCACGCCAUAGUCUCGCGUCUCUCAGAGGAUUUCCAAAAAAUCUAUUUUGAGAAGAAAAACCGAAAAUCUAUUUUUAGAAAAAAAUCGAUAUUGACCUGUUUUUUUACAAAAAGAUGUUUGUAAGCCAAUCAGGGAAAGGCAUUUUAAAGCUAUUUAUAGAUUAUAUAUGAGUGCUUAUUUAAAAAAAAAUAUUUGUAUGCUAAUUUGAUGUUUCAUAUUAUUAAAAUAAAAUAUUCCAUUCGACUGCGCUCUUGUCAAAACGAAUAACACAGUAAGAAAACGAACCGAAAUGUUUUAUUCUAAAUGAAAUUUUAAUAGAUGAAUUAAUGCAUACGACAUUAUACUUUAACGACAUUAUACUUUAAACUUUUGUGUUCGUCAAAGAAAUACAAAUGUAUGUACAUUUAACACAUUUAAAACUUUAUUUUUUCAUAUUCUGUACACCUAAGACAUUAAUUUUGUCAAACUACAAGUGUCGUAAAACAAUAUAAGAAAGCUGGUAAAAUAAGAUUUGGCUACUUUUAAUGAGAUAACCGCCCUUGUUUUAGUGUUUCAUUCACGAUUUCGGCGUUACCUCGUAAAAAUGGUCUCACUUACGUUUUAUCUGCUAAUUUCAGUGUAAUAUGACACGAGUAGAUUGAAAAAUGUCUCAAGUAAUAUGUACGUUAUUGUAUCUAAAGAUAUCAACGAAACUAAAAAUCGCCAUCAAUACGCUGUUCAAUACGCUGUCGUCAUUUUCAUGAAUGAUCUUGAAAAAUAAACUUUUCAUAGAAUAUGUUGGAUGAGGUUUAAAGUUUAAUGUCUCAGCAAUCGUAUAUGCUAACUCAUUUCUUCCAAUUUAGUAAAAAAUAAAAAUUUUGGUUCAUUUACUUAUCGCUUUAGCCACCACUAAAUUGCACCAUUCUGCGUUACUUUAUCACAAUGCCUGCGUUAUUUGCACAUUCCUGCGUUACUGGCUAUGCACGGUGUUUACAGGCUCAAUCAAUUUUCAUGUAAUUUUGUUGUGAUUAAUGCUUCCGAGGGAUUGCACAUUUUUGAAUUUUAUACAGUUAAUUAUUGAUAUGUAGUUAUAUUAUUAUAAUAUUAAUGAAUUUUUCUAUUCAACCAGCAUGACAUAUUUAUAUAUAACAUUUAUAUUUAACAUUUGGUAUGAUUUUGAAACACGUUACAUUUUUUUAC